Molecule: messenger RNA, 2135 nt
Organism: Meloidogyne enterolobii
Lineage: Eukaryota; Metazoa; Nematoda; Chromadorea; Rhabditida; Meloidogynidae
Source: the annotation of a GenBank genome assembly
AUGGCAAACCGUGAUUCUGUAGACAAUUGUUUUCUGCAUUGUGAAUGGAUUCAAGAAUUAGUUUUGGAACUACAUUUCACCCAAACUCUACGUAUGUAUUGGCGAAAAAUGGAUCCUGAAGUCCCUCCUGAAGUUGAUGAUGGCUCUACUGAAGAUAUGCGAACUGGUAGAAUAGAUGAUAAAGAAAAGGAAGAUGAUCCGCAUAAUAUGGAACAGAAAUUUUAUCGUUAUGGAAUCAAACCUGAAUGGAUGCAGGUUCAUCGCAUAAUUAACCACAUGGCUUAUGAGAAGAAUCAAUACGACUAUUUGGUUAAAUGGCGUGAAUUGGUAUAUGAUCAAGCAACAUGGGAACGUGAUGAUUUUGAUAUUCCUGGGUAUGAAGAUGCAAUAUUUCGCUAUUGGGUGCAUCGUGAACGAAUGAGUGGGGAAACAAUGCCUAAAUAUAUUUUAAAGAGAUUAAAUAAAAGAAGGGCUGAACAAGGAUUGCCUCCAUUUGAAGAUGAAGAGAAGAAGCGUAAAAAGCGGGAAAAUAAACCGAGCACCGAUAUAAAAAAGAAAUACGAAGCUCAGCCAGAAUAUGUAAACGAAACAGGAGGCAAUCUUCAUGCCUAUCAAAUGGAAGGAAUUAAUUGGCUUCGUCAUUGUUGGUCAAAUGGAAUAGAUGCAAUUUUGGCUGAUGAAAUGGGGUUGGGAAAAACAAUUCAGUCGAUGGUUUUUCUUUAUUCACUUGUCAAAGAAGGACAUAGCAAAGGGCCAUUUCUUGUAUCAGCUCCUCUCUCUACAUUAAUCAAUUGGGAACGUGAAGCUGAAUUUUGGUCUCCUGAUCUUUAUGUUGUUACUUAUAUUGGAGACAAGGACAGUCGAACUGUUAUAAGGGAGCAUGAAUUCUCUUUUGUUGAAGGGGCCACAAGAGGCGGGACAAAAGCUGGAAGGAUGAGGACAGACCAAGGCAUUAAAUUCCAUGUUUUAUUGACUUCUUAUGAGUUAAUAAAUAUUGACAAAGCAAUACUCUCAAGUAUUGAUUGGGCUGUUCUUGUUGUGGAUGAAGCCCAUCGUCUCAAAAACAAUCAAUCAUUGUUCUUUAGAACACUUCGAGAGUUUAAUAUUGGAUAUCGUCUUUUGCUUACAGGGACUCCACUACAAAAUAAUUUGGAAGAAUUGUUCCAUUUAUUAAAUUUUUUGAGCCCUGAUCGAUUCUAUGAUUUGGAAUCCUUUACUCAUGAAUUUGCUGAAAUUUCAAAAGAAGACCAAAUUCAACGUUUACAUCAACUUCUCGGUCCACAUAUGUUACGACGUCUCAAAGCUGAUGUCCUUACUGGAAUGCCUUCAAAAAGCGAAUUAAUUGUUCGUGUUGAAUUAAGUCCUUUACAAAAGAAAUAUUAUCGACACAUUCUUACAAAGAACUUUGAGGCCCUCAGCAUUAAAAAUGGACGGUCACAAAUGUCACUGUUGAACAUCAUUAUGGAAUUGAAAAAAUGUGCAAAUCAUCCAUAUCUUUUCCCGAAGGCAUCAAUUGAAGCACCGAAACGUCCAACUGGCGCUUAUGAAGGAGAAGCACUCAUCAAAAAUAGUGGAAAAUUUGUUCUUUUACAAAAAAUGUUGAAGCGUUUGAAGGAACAAGGACAUCGUGUACUCAUCUUUUCUCAAAUGACAAAAAUGUUGGACAUUCUCGAAGAUAUGAUGGAUUUUCUUGGUUAUAAAUAUGAGAGAAUUGAUGGUUCAAUCACCGGGCAAAGUCGUCAAGAUGCUAUUGACCGUUUUAAUGCUGCUGGUGCACAACAAUUUGUUUUUCUUUUAUCAACACGUGCUGGAGGUUUAGGAAUUAAUUUGGCAACUGCAGAUACUGUGGUUAUUUAUGAUUCGGAUUGGAAUCCACACAACGACAUUCAGGUUAAUUUUUAGUUAUUAAAAUAAUAGAUCCAUUUUCGCAAAUAUUUCAGGCAUUUAGCAGAGCUCAUCGAAUUGGCCAGCAGCGUAAAGUAAUGAUUUACCGGUUUGUAACUCGCAACUCUGUGGAGGAACGUAUAACAUCUGUUGCAAAAAAGAAAAUGAUGCUCACCCACCUUGUUGUUCGUGCUGGAAUAGGUCAAAAAGGCCCUUCAAUGUCAAAGACAGAGUUGGAUGAUGUUCUUCGU